Molecule: messenger RNA, 3903 nt
Organism: Verticillium nonalfalfae
Lineage: Eukaryota; Fungi; Ascomycota; Sordariomycetes; Glomerellales; Plectosphaerellaceae
Product: AMP deaminase
Exons: 10
Coding region: 1-3903 (1300 amino acids)
Biological process (GO): transmembrane transport; AMP metabolic process; IMP salvage
Cellular component (GO): cytosol
Molecular function (GO): AMP deaminase activity
Source: RefSeq, a predicted model, not a curated record
AUGCAACCCCUGAAUACAGCAAACGAAACGGCCGACACUGACCACAUCGACUACGAGAAACAACACGGCGAGCGUGACAUGCAGGCAUUGUCGCAGGGGCCCGCAACGCUCGCAAGACGCUUGGCUGUCGAUGCUCUCCCACAAUGGCUUGCAAUUGGGGUCAUGCUUGGUUUGAUCUUUGGUGGCUGCUGUUCUAAUGUUUACGCUCUUGAAGCCAUUAUCAAAGUUGAGCCUUCGAGCGGCACGCUCUUGACAUUCGUGCAGUUCUUGUUCGUAGCUGUUACUGGGUACAUCUCACAACUUGAUCGCUCGCGACCACCAUUAUUCAUUCGGCCAAACAAAGUUCCUCUCCGCCGUUGGAUGGUGAAUAUUUUACUCUUCUUCAGCAUCAAUGUGUUGAACAACCAUGCGUUCAGCUACGACAUAUCAGUCCCUGUUCACAUUAUCCUCCGAUCUGGCGGAAGUAUCACUACUAUGGUGGCAGGAUCUUUGUACGGCAAGCGAUAUUCGCGCAUACAAAUUGUCGCCGUGCUCCUGUUGACCGUGGGGGUUAUUACCGCGGCCUGGUCAGAUUCACAAACAAAGAACACAACAGAAUCAACUGAGGCUAGUGCUGAGGCACGAGAAGCUAAGCCAACAUUCGGGACUGGCCUCGUCAUUCUUUUCGUGGCUCAAAUCCUGUCUGCAAUCAUGGGUCUCUACACAGAAGAGACGUACAAGAAGUAUGGCCCUCAUUGGAAGGAGAACCUCUUCUACUCUCACCUGUUAUCUCUGCCGCUCUUCUUGCCCUUCCUGCCUUCUCUUGUGAGACAGUAUGGAAGGCUGGCCAACAGCACUCCCCUCUCACUCACACCGUGGGCGGCUGGCAAGUCCGAACCAUCUGUCGACGGAACUUCUGUUUAUCUGAGCGGAAUCCAAGUACCCAGCCAGCUUGCCUACCUUGCUAUCAAUGUUCUAACGCAGUCACAUAAUGAGCCCCGAGACGUAAUCGUCUCCCUCAAAGACCACAUCGUUGGCCUAUCGUCGCCCAAGCGGGGCUCAUCUUUCCCCAACCCCGGUGUAGAAUCUGAUGAAGAGGGCCAGGCGGUAGCGCAGGGUGUCGAUGGUGAUUCAGACACAGAGGAACCUGAUGGGGCGGUGAGAGGUGGCGAUUCCUCCCACGCGCAUUUCGACGAGAGUCCGGCGAAUGGAGAUCUGCAGGAAGGCAUGCUUCCGCGUGACCUGCCCACGCGCACUACUUACUAUGACCCUGUCGCUGAGCGUCAGUUGAGUCAGACGGAUGCCAAAUUGUUCUACCAGAGAAGUCAAAUCGGUCAAAAGAGCAUUAGCGGCAGCCCUAUGGUUACCGGUCAUGAGGCUUACGACCACACCAGCCAACCUCCACGCAUUGAUCAUAGACUCGGAGAGCCAGCUCUAGGCUCUAUCAUGCAGUCUGUCGCCAAAUUAGAGUACGAAGGUCAGAGCCCUUCUCGGGGCGAUGUGUUUCCUGUCCAUUCGGGCAAAGCACCUCUACAAGAUCAGGCACAGAUCCUGGAGGAGACGCCCCGUCCCACUGCCGGCAAUGAAUCCAAUGCGGCCCUGGGCGCCUUCUCUGACACUGAACCCCACAUCACAUCUGAGCUCAGCUCCAUAUCGAAGGACAUACAAGACAUAUUGGACAUGAGACGGAAAUAUAUCGAACUCUCUCUUCAAGGUCCUGACGAUAACCCUAAGGAUCAAGAUGACUGGGAGAUCUACCCACCACCCCCUGAGCCAGCCUGGGCUCAUCAACAUGGGACCAGCGCGGGGCUUGCCACGUCUGGCAACAGUGCAGUGAACAGCCUGCAAAGCAGUAUGGUGCUACCAGCAGCCGCCACGGGCAGUCAAGUCCCUGGGUCAGCUGACCCUGACAUCGACCACACUCUCAAACGAUCAAGCAGGAAGAGAAAGCCUGGACAGAAUGUUGGCGAGGACUUCGUACCAGAAGAGCUGCUGCCAGUUCCUGGCGUCACAGAGAUGACCUUCAAACUUGAUGAUAGCGGUGUCUAUCAAGUUUUCGACAACAAGGAUGAAGAAGCCAAUGGUCAACCUCUGGUACAAGUUCCUACCAUCCGUGAGUUCUACAUGAACCUUGAUCAAAUUCUCAGCCUUUCAUCGGACGGGCCAAGCAAAAGCUUUGCAUUUCGACGUCUUCAAUACCUAGAAGCCAAGUUCAACCUAUACGCCUUGUUGAACGAGUACCAGGAGACAGCAGACAGCAAGAAGGUGCCGCAUCGAGACUUUUACAACGUCCGCAAGGUUGAUACACACGUUCAUCACUCCGCCUGUAUGAACCAGAAACAUCUCUUGCGCUUUAUCAAGAGUAAAAUGAAGAAGUGCCCGGACGAAGUUGUACUUUAUCGCGAUGACCGCCAUCUCACCUUGGCUGAGGUUUUCGAAAGCAUCAACCUCACCGCCUACGAUCUCAGCAUUGACACCCUCGAUAUGCAUGCACACACCGAUUCUUUCCAUCGAUUUGACAAGUUCAAUCUGAAGUACAACCCCAUUGGAGAAUCGCGGCUGAGAACAAUCUUUCUCAAGACUGACAAUUUUAUCGACGGCCGCUAUCUGGCCGAAAUCACGAAGGAGGUCAUUGCCGAUCUUGAGUCAAGCAAGUACCAGAUGGUUGAGUGGCGAAUCUCCAUAUAUGGCAGGUCGCUCGAUGAAUGGGACAAGCUUGCCGCUUGGGUCAUUGACAACAAGCUAUUCUCGCACAAUGUGCGGUGGUUGAUUCAGAUCCCUCGUCUGUAUGACGUGUAUAAAGCAACCGGCCUCAUGGACACCUUUGAACAGGUGGUCAAAAACGUGUUUCAACCUCUGUUUGAGGUUUCCCAGGAUCCGUCGAGCCACCCUAAACUCCACAUCUUCUUGCAGAGGGUGAUCGGCUUCGACAGCGUUGACGACGAGAGCAAAGUCGAGCGCCGUUUGUUCAAGAAGUUCCCUGUCCCGAAGGUCUGGGAUUCCAAACAGAACCCGCCUUAUAGCUACUGGGUGUAUUACAUGUGGUCAAACAUGGCCUCACUGAACGCACUACGCAAGCGCAGAGGAUUCAAUACCUUUGUACUGCGUCCUCACUGUGGUGAGGCGGGUGACAGUGAGCAUCUUGCCGUCGCAGCACUCUGCUGCCACAGCAUUAGUCACGGUCUUUUGCUGCGCAAAGUUCCAUUGUUACAGUACAUCUAUUACCUGGAGCAAAUCGGAAUCGCUAUGUCUCCGCUCAGCAACAACGCUCUCUUCCUGGCAUACGAGAGAAACCCUUUCUACCAGUACUUCCGUCGCGGCCUCAACGUCUCCUUAUCCACGGACGACCCGCUCCAGUUUGCGUUCACUAAGGAGCCUCUCAUGGAGGAGUAUGCGGUGGCUGCGCAGAUUUACAAGCUCAGCUCCGUAGACAUGUGCGAAUUGGCCAAGAAUUCGGUCAAGCAAAGUGGAUAUGAGAAGUCUGUCAAAGAACAGUGGCUCGGUCCAAACUUCCAUCUUCCUGGCAAGGCCGGUAAUUCGAUGGAGAAGACAAAUGUUCCCGACCGCCGUGAAGAUUUCCGUCACCAAACGCUGCAGCAGGAGCGAGACGUGUUACAGCAAUACAUAGCCUUCAAUGCUCGGCAUGACACGGACCCGAGCGGCAAGGCACAAGGGCAGAACACAGCAAAGCCUGCGUCAGUUACGCCGCAGUACGUCAACCAGAAUGAGCCUGCUGCGCAUGAAGGCGCGGUUGUCGCAACUCCGACACGCAUGUCGUCGAUGACGGAGUCGCCAGGUCUCACAGAGAGCUUCAGUGACGUUCAUAUUUCGGGUCGAGAACCAAUCAUUCUGCCUGGUGUGAUUGACGCCAUCAACCGAACACUGCCGCGCGGUCUGCGCCUCUUCCAGACACCUUCCUCAUAA